Radiomyces spectabilis is the source of this 1557-nucleotide messenger RNA. RefSeq names its product Rho GTPase activation protein. The transcript has 6 exons. Bases 1 to 1557 code for a protein of 518 amino acids. The record is from RefSeq and is a predicted model, not a curated record. Lineage: Eukaryota; Fungi; Mucoromycota; Mucoromycetes; Mucorales; Radiomycetaceae. Gene Ontology annotation, biological process: regulation of GTPase activity; signal transduction. Gene Ontology annotation, cellular component: cytoplasm.
AUGCGGCGCUCUUCAUCUCUGUCACGCUCUUUAUCCUCGUCGUCGUCGUCGUCUUCGUCUUCAGCACUGUCGGAUUUCUCGGGCAAUGCAGAAGAGAAGCAUCCAACGAACCCCAACAACACUUCCAGUUCCGUCUUCUUCUCCAAGCUAGCCGACACCGUGCGAGAUACUCGGUUCAGGGUCGAAGCGAAAAAGUCGGAACUUAAUGCCACCAUGCAAGAAAAACUUCCCGAAUGGAAAUCUCGCGGAGUCAUGUACGGCCAUUUAGCAAGAGAGACAAGCAUUGAAUGGGGUCGCAAGGGGAAAGAAGCCGUCGACCGCUGGAAAAAAGAACGAGCAGAAAGAGAAGGCUCGUCUACGGUAUCACUACGGACGUCACCAUCGUCACCUUCAGAAAAUUCUAUUUUCGGCAUGCCUUUGGAAAUUGCCGUUGCUUUAACAAGGAUUGAAGAUGACGAUCUUGUUCCCGCGGUCUUUCGGCGAUGUAUCGAUUAUUUAGAUACUUAUGGUAUCCACGAGGUUGGCAUAUACAGGAUACCAGGAAGUAUAACUACUGUCAACCGUUUGAAAGCAAUUUUUGAUGAUGGCUCCGACAUUGAUUUCAACGUAUCACAGCCGGAUCCCCAUGCCGUAGGCACUCUUUUGAAAAUGUACCUGAGAGAAUUACCAGAACCCAUUGUACCCAACGAUAUUGGGCGAGAGUAUAAUCGACUGAUCAUGGAACUCAUCAAAUCACAGCCGAUCGAUGAAAAGCAAAAAGAAGCGAUGGAAAGCACCGUCAGUCUUUCAAGCUCGUUUGCACGAUCGGAGGAUGGCCAGUUACCUCCGAUCUCUCGUGCAUUACUGACAUCAUUACGCAGUAUCACCAACCGUCUUCCUCCUUACAAUCUCAGCCUACUUCAGUCAUUAUGUCGGCAUUUGAAACAGGUGGCCGACCAUGAACCGGAAAAUCGAAUGUCAAUAUCCAACCUUGCCCUCAUCUUUAUACCAACGUUGGGUAUUGGCCGUGCUUUGUUUCAUUGCAUGGUGGAAUAUUUUGAAGAGGUGUUUGGCGACGCGCCGGCUGGUCCGGCCCCGCCUCCACCUUUGCCUGUGCGACCUUGUCAGUUACCGACUUCAUCCAAACCCUCCCCUCUCGACGGCGCGCUCGCCGGUCUGUCCUUGACGAAAUCGAGCGAACAGCAACACAGCAAAACACGAUCCGAUACGGAUUUAUUGCGAUUGCCGCUUUCCCCCACCCGUGUGCCUCCUCCCAAACCUAGUCGAUCGCCCACGCCGAAACCGGGGACGGAGUACUUUAGAUCGCCCGAAGGCUCGCCAUCCACCUCAUACCAUGUACGACAACAUUCAGAACAGCACAGCAAGGCCAUGUCUCCUGAAUUAGUACGAGAAACCACCAAACCACGAUCUAAAUCUGUCUCUUCCGCCCCACUUCCUUUCACCGAUCGUUUACCCGUACGAACCACAUGGAAACGAGCUGGUAGUCGCGUGGAAGCCAUCGGUCGUCAGUUUGAGACAAUGAUCAACAGCAACUCUCAGAAAAGUCAUCAUGGAUAA